Molecule: messenger RNA, 471 nt
Organism: Cydia splendana
Lineage: Eukaryota; Metazoa; Arthropoda; Insecta; Lepidoptera; Tortricidae
Gene: RpL36
Product: large ribosomal subunit protein eL36
Exons: 4
Coding region: 94-450 (118 amino acids)
Biological process (GO): cytoplasmic translation
Cellular component (GO): ribosome; cytosolic large ribosomal subunit
Molecular function (GO): structural constituent of ribosome
Source: RefSeq, a predicted model, not a curated record
UGAUCGUUGUCUGUGACCUGUUUUGUAAUGAUUUGAUUUCUGAACGAAUUGAAAUUUGACAAACUCUUUCGUCGGAUCUGUCAAUCCGUGAUCAUGGCUCCCCGGUUUGAAAUCGCGGUUGGUCUGCGAAAAGGCCACAAAACCACUAAAAUCUCCGCCGGCAGGAAAGGCAUUACAGACAAAGCCAUCAAAAUCCGCCCAGCUAGGCUAAAGGGGCUCCAGACCAAGCACUCGAAGUUCGUGCGUGACUUGGUUCGCGAGGUCGUUGGACACGCGCAGUAUGAGAAGAGAGCUAUGGAGUUGCUGAAGGUGUCAAAGGACAAGCGUGCGCUGAAGUUCCUGAAGCGUCGCCUCGGCACCCACAUCCGCGCCAAGAGGAAGCGUGAGGAGCUCAGCAACGUGCUCACGCAGAUGAGGAAGGCCGCCGCGCAGGCGCACCACCACCACUAAACUAAUAAAGCUUAUACUUUA